Messenger RNA from Paramormyrops kingsleyae, 4603 nucleotides. Its product is annotated as hypermethylated in cancer 1 protein-like. Gene Ontology annotation, molecular function: protein binding; DNA-binding transcription factor activity, RNA polymerase II-specific. The record is from RefSeq and is a predicted model, not a curated record. NCBI's taxonomy places the organism in Eukaryota, Metazoa, Chordata, Actinopteri, Osteoglossiformes, Mormyridae. Gene Ontology annotation, biological process: regulation of transcription by RNA polymerase II. Gene Ontology annotation, cellular component: nucleus.
GUCCCUGCCCCCUGUUUUACCUUUAACUUUUUAUUAUAGUAUGACAUCAGGCGGGGCGCUGCAACACUUAAGUUCCAGAGACGGACCCUAACAUCAUCUGCGAGCGUGUUAUUGGUCCGACGCGUAAAUAACCGGGGAAAUUCGUGGAGGAAAAGUCUAAGGAUAUAUGUGUUUUUCUAAGAACGAAGUUGUACAGGAGGAGGUGAGAAGGGCAGCGGCAGAGAGUAAGAGACACAGAGGGAGAGAGGCAGGGGGAGAGAGAGUGAGUAAAAAAGAAACUCAUCGCAAUUAAUAAAGUGCUGGCAGUGGUGUCUGGAAAACUGGCCUGUUUUUUUUUUUUUGGAGGCUGGCAGUUCAAAGUUGAAACUUCAGAAAUGACUCCAGUAGACCGCUGAGAUGAUCAUUAAGGGAGGUAUAGAUCGCAUGGCUGAAGAAUCCGGGCGUCCAGGUGGAGGUCUGAAGACGAUGCUGGAUGCCAUGGAAGCCCCCAGUCAUGCCCGUCACCUCCUCCUGCAGCUCAACACGCAGCGCACCAAGGGCUUCCUGUGUGACGUCAUCAUCGUGGUGCAGAAUGCCCUCUUCCGUGCCCACAAGAACAUCCUGGCCGCUAGCAGCCUCUACCUGAAGUCCCUGGUUGUCCAUGACAACCUCAUCAACUUGGACCACGAAAUGGUGAGCCCGGGGGUCUUCCGGGUCAUCCUGGACUACAUCUACACCGGCCACCUGGGCGAAGAUGAGGCCAGGUCCGGGUCCGGCACCGAGCCCAGCCUGACGGCGGUGCUGGCUGCUGCAAGCUACCUGCAGCUCCUGGACCUGGUGGCACUGUGCAGGAAGAAGCUGAAGCACAAUGGGAAGUGCCACCUGCUUCCCACAAGUGAUGCUGCGCCCUAUGGGAGGCUUAGCGGAACAGGCCGAUGCAGGGAGUCCACCCCUGUCAUCCAGUCCUGCUUCCCCGGUGGUGUGACUAACAGCCGGGUCUCCCGUGGGCACCCACCAGAGGAGUUGGCUGGCCAUCCUCUGGUCCCGCAGCAGGGGGAGCUUUAUGCACCAGCCCCCUCCUCCCCAAGCCAGCAGGUCUACCCUGGCACUCCUCCAGGCCUUCAACCCCAGGCUAGUAUGCACACCCCCAGGCCCGAGAGGGUCCCGUCACCCUAUUUUGGACUGGACUUAUCCAAGAAGAGCCCCGAAUCGCAGUCCCAGCAGACGCCCUCCCAUCCUGUCCUGUCCCUCACCCACCUGGGGGCCGAGGCUAACGGGGGCCUCGGUCACGCAGGCAGAGACUCUGCUGACAUGGAGACUGAGGAAAGGGUGGGGUCCUUCUCCCCCAAAUCCUCCCACCCUCUCCUGGGCCAGGAGUUGCUGGCCCACCUGCCUCACCUUUACCGGCCACAUGCCCUCGGACAGGAAGUGUACUCCAUCCUGCCCGGCACUGGACCUGAUGCACCUGAGGACGGGGAGGGCCUGAGGGGCCUGUACCGCUGGGUGAAGCGUGAACCCGCCUCGUAUUCCAUGGAGGAUGAGGAGGAUGAGGAAGAGGACGAGGAGGAGGAAGAGGAUGAUGAGGACGAGGAUGAGGAAGAGCGAGGUCAGGAAGGGGCACGCCGGCGCCGGCGGCGGAAACGGGGCGGGGAGAAGCUGGGCGUCAGCGGGGAGGAUGAGAGGAGUGGCUCGGCCAGUGAGGAGACGGGCAGCAGCGAGGGCCGGCCGUCGCCCCCAGAGACGCUGGAGCGCUUCCGGCUGGCCUGUGAGCCUCAGAGCUUUGGCGAUAACCUCUACGUGUGCAUCCCCUGUGACAAGGGCUUCCCCAGCUCUGAGCAGCUCAAUGCCCAUGUGGAGGCGCAUGCCGAGGACGUCAACGGCGCCGAGCCGCCAUUUGGGCAGCCGCUGGCAGAGCCAGGCCAUGAUGAAGGCGAGGUGAAUGGGCCCGGGGAGGUCAGCCCGGUGUACCCAGGCGGCAAGCGAGUCCCGGCCGGGCCGGGGGAGACAGUGCGGCCGUACCGCUGCACUUCCUGCAGCAAGUCAUACAAGGACCCGGCGACACUGCGGCAACAUGAGAAGACGCACUGGCUGACGCGGCCGUACCCCUGCAGCAUCUGUGGCAAGAAGUUCACGCAGCGCGGCACCAUGACGCGCCACAUGCGCAGCCACCUGGGCCUCAAGCCGUUUGCCUGCGACGCCUGCGGCAUGCGCUUCACGCGGCAGUACCGCCUGACGGAGCACAUGCGCAUCCACUCGGGCGAGAAGCCCUACGAGUGCCAGGUGUGCGGUGGCCGAUUCGCCCAGCAGCGCAACCUCAUCAGCCAUAUGAAGAUGCACGGCGUGGCGGCCGCGCCCCCCCGUGCCGACCUGUCGGAGGCGGUGCACCCACUGAGCCGCUACGCUGCAGAGCGCCUGGGCCUCACCUCUGACCGCGCUGCUGAGCUGCUGUCCCAGGCCUCCCAGCGCCUACUGGCCGACACCAAGGCCUCUGAGGGCCUUUACCCGCUCUCCAAGCUGGCUGCCCAACACCUGGGGCUCCUCCAUGACAAGAUGGAGGCCCUCAGGCUGCCGACACUGGGGCCUCCAGCUCCAACGCCUGCCCCUGAGCCACGCGCCAUUGGCCGGUACUCCCCCAGCUAAGUGGUGGGGUCCCAUGACUCUUGAGUGUAGGACCCACCUCUGUGGGGGGCAGGACAGGGAGCCUCCCUGCAUUGUUUCCAUUUACUUAAAGACCAGACAAAUGAAAGAUGAGAAAAAAACAACCUGAGUGCCUUAGCAUUAAACAUCAGUCGUUCCUUGAACGUUUGAACAAUGCGCUUUCCAGGGACGGUGACAAUCAAUGCAUACCCAGCUAUUGAGCCAAAAAUAAACGAGCCAAAUACAGGAACAGAAGAGGGACCAAACAUUGGAGGUCCAAGCUCCAAAUGUAAUGGCUGUGACCUGAAGCUGUUUAACAUGUGACAUAAUAGUGACAUCAUAAUUAUGUUGUGGUGAUGUCACAGUGAAGUCGGAGACGAGGAGCUGUACGGCUUUUUUGGACGAAAUGUGGCGGGGCACUUUGUGAUGUUAUGUUGACUUGUUUAAGGUAGCGGUAAUCCUGAGCUUUCAGGUGGCCCUCGCUUUAAUACCCAGGAAUUAUGUCUGUGGUACUCUGGUUAGGGUGGAUGGGGUAGGAUUGGAGGCAUUUCCUAGCAGGGUGUACGUGUAGUGUCGCUCGUGAAUUGGUGGCGGCACCCAGCCCCUCUCACCUCGGUUCCCUUCUGCAUUGUCCCGUCUGGCCCUUCUUAUAAAGCACUUUGUUUACAGGAACCAGUCGGCCGGAUGGGUUCUGCAGCACAAUCAGUACCCCCCCCCCCCCCCCCCCCCCCAACAGUCUUGGGGAACUGAGGCUGAUGUAGCAUGGCUGCGUGCUGGGGAUCUUGGGUUCUAAACCUGGCUCACUCUUUUUUUCGGUCUGACCUGCCGUUUUUUAAAGCUUUUCACUUCGUCCUGACGGCUGGAUGGUAGAGAACCCCCCCCCCCGGGGAAACGCCAGCCAUCGUCAGGUCACGGGUGACACUUCCUAUCUGCCAAAAAAAGCUAGCAGAUCUGCGGAUUGCAGCCCCCAUGGGAAGAGGGCCCAGCUGUGAGUGUGUGUCCUCAAAGAACCUAUGAUUCUGUUUUCAGCCCUGUGUCGAUGGUAGACGCGUCUCCCCAAAAUGUAUGCGUCAGCUGUGUCCUCCUUUUACCGGGUGGCACUCGACUCGACGUGCCAGGGAGCCCACAUGUGGGCAACAGCAAGCAUGCCAGAAUCGCUGCAGAAAUAAAGCUGAUUUGCUCUCAGUUCGGCCUGCCCCACUGUUAUGCAUCCCACUAUGCACUUGGGGCUGUUCAGAUUGCUAUAACUGCUUAUCAAUGGGCAUGAAAGCAGUUGGUGUCUCACCAGUGAGCUUGCCAGACCUUCAGGUUGCUGGCUCUAGCAUCUCACUGGUAAUUAAAGAAUGGACCCCUGUCACAUGACUUCUUUCUUCAGAGACCUCCUGUCAUAUGACUUCUUUCUUCAAAUACUCCUGUCACGUGACUUCUUUUUUCAAAUACUCCUGUCACAUGACUUGUUCUUUUGUCAAUUAUACAUGAUUUUCAUAGCAAGUAAUGUGAUCAGAAAUGGAUAAAAGCAUCCAAAAUGUAUAAUAUAAUUUCACAGAAAGAGAUGAAUGAAACAGAGGGAAUUGAAAAGAGGAAAGAAACAGGGAGGCCAACUAGAUGUAAAGAUGUGAAAGCAAUGAGUGUUUAUUAAUCUCUGACAUUAUUAAUGUUAAAAUGAGUGAUUUUGACUUUUAAACGACGACACCUCCAUGCACUUGUUUGAUGGAACACAGUGUCAAAGGACCAAAGAGAAAGUGUUUUUCUCCUGUAACUCGCUCCAAUUAUUUUCAUUUAAAACCAUGAAUGUAAUGGGAUUUACUGCAUAACAGUCGCCUUUGUAUCGCUUUUAGUUGUGAAUUAACUUUUUAUCACUUUGCAAUAUGAAAUACAAAUAUAUUUUUAUUGGGUGCAAAUGCCACAGUGAAAUUGUAAAUAUAUAUAUAUAUUUUGGUCGCAUGUAUUCAGGAUGAAAUUGGCAAUAAAAAUGACAGCAAAUUAA